This is a messenger RNA of Cyprinus carpio (common carp), 7919 nucleotides long. RefSeq names its product pappalysin-1-like. The transcript has 24 exons. Gene Ontology annotation, molecular function: protein binding; metallopeptidase activity. NCBI's taxonomy places the organism in Eukaryota, Metazoa, Chordata, Actinopteri, Cypriniformes, Cyprinidae. The record is from RefSeq and is a predicted model, not a curated record. Bases 736 to 5655 code for a protein of 1639 amino acids.
UUCCCAACUCUGUCCAACACUUGGAGGAGCAUGUGUGGAAAUGCUCCUGCCGUCAGUGCUUUACCUGUGACUUCAGCACAACACGAGAGGAGGAUCGGAAGGAGAAAAACUCAUGUAGGACUGAAACAUGGGCUGGCCUGCUUCCAUCACAUUCUCACUCUUAAAAGACUGAAGGAUCUCCAGCGGAGCUCACAGCAUACAUGAGGAUCCGCGAUGCUCUGGACACCUCCGAACCUCCUGCAGACCAUCUCAAUCACUUCAACUUCUAACGCCGAGACAACUUCAGCACAAACAGCCUCUGAAUGUGCUCCAUCCUCGCAUAUGACAGCCCGUCAUGUUUGGACGUGUUCUGCAUUCAUGAAUUGUUCUUAAACAUUGUUUUGCGAGUAGAGAAAGAGAGAAGUACAGUGAGUGUGAAUGAAGCUCUUUAUUCCUUGAUUACUGAUCGAAUCAAUGAAUUAAGCCGCGAUCUCGUCAGAAGACUCACUUUAGCCUCCAGAAGAAGUAAAAAGAAAAACUCGUAUACGGCUCGUAUAGUGAAAUAAAGUGUUUCAUGGAUUUGUGUAUCUGGAACAUUCGUCUUUGACAAACGAUUGUGAAAGACGGGGAAAAGAAAAGAAAACAACAAUAACAAGUGGAAGGACUUUGGAGAGAGCGCGUCCGUGCGCAUUUCUCUGGGAUAUUAUCAUACCCAUCCGCUUCCUCAUCAUUAUUAUCACUCUUGUGUUGAAUAAAAUGAAAGUUUGGACUUUUCUCCAGUGUCUCGCCAUCCUGCUCGUCCUGUGUGUGGGAUCAGAUUGCGGGACGGUCCUGAGAAAGACCCGAUCCAAACGCGAGCUGGUGAAGAUCAGAGAAGCCAAAGCGGUCUUCCAGGGGGCUUGUGCCACCCGGCUGCCUCGGGGCAAGCGCUCCCUGCCGGCGCUGGACCGCCGGCUCCCCCGCCAGCGCCGACGCUCCUCUCCGGCGGAGGAUGCAAGCUCCCCUCGGGGAAAAGCCGUUUAUUUUACGGGCAGAGGGGACCAACUGAGACUGAAGCCCGGCGUGGACAUACCAAAGGGCAAUUUCACUCUCCAGAUGUGGGUCAAAGCGGAGGGUGGGCAGCGUUCUCCUACCGUUAUAGCUGGUCUCUUCGACAAAUGCUUCUAUGCCUCCAGUGAUCGUGGAUGGCUGUUGGGAAUUAAAUCUGUGAGUGAGCAGGGAAACCGUGACCCACGUUUCUUCUUCUCCCUUAAAACGGAUCGAGCACACAAAGUUACGUCCAUUCAUUCAAAUGCCCGCUACUUGCCCAACCACUGGGCCCAUGUAGCUGUGACUUACAAUGGCCUCUAUAUGAAGUUAUACGUCAAUGGUGCUCAGACAGCUGUUAGCAGGGAACAGUCAGGUGAUGUCUUCAGCCCCCUUACUAAAAAGUGUAAGGUGCUGAUGGUGGGUGGAAAUGCCUUGAAUCAUAACUACAGAGGCUCUGUGGAGCGUGUUGGUUUGUGGCGACAGGCUCUCUCUCAGAGGCAGAUCAUGAGGGACAUGCAUGGACACGAGGAUCCUGAGGACCUGGUUGACCUGGUGAUCCGCGAAACAUUUGAACACCCAGCACGUAAAUGGCUGGCUGUGAAGGACGGCAGCUUCCCAAUACCAGAUAAGGGUCCACGUGCAGGGUUGGGGUCUUUGGACACUACCCUGGAGCCUCCAGCUUGCGGACAGACGGUGUGUGAUAACACAGAUGUGGCGCGCAACUAUAAUCAAUUCUGGAGCUUCCGCCGCCCCAAAACAGUACGGUAUCGUGUUGUGAAUGUGUUUGACGACUCUCAGUGCAAACCCACAGUCACAGAUCAACAGAUUCACCUACAACAUCAGCAUCUGAAUGAAGCCUUUAACAUGUACAACAUUACCUGGGAGUUGACUGUGCACAAUGUGAGCAAUUCCUCUUUGUAUAACCGUCUGGUACUCGCCAACUGUGAUAUUAGCAAGGUGGGUGAUGAGGACUGUGACCCUGAAUGCAACCACACUCUGACUGGAUUUGAUGCUGGUUACUGCAAACCCAGGACACGAUGUCCUGAACAUAAACAGGGGAAUGGCGUCUGUGAUCCAGAGUGCAACUGUGAGAACUAUGGUUAUGAUAAUGGAGAUUGCUGCAACCCUAGCAUCACCGAUGUGACCAAGACUUGCUUCAAUCCAGCUUCUCAUUUAAGGGCCUAUCUGGAUGUGAAAGAGGUAAAAGAGAUCCUAAAACUGGACGGUUCCACGCACCUCAAUAUCUUCUUCGCCAAUUCCUCAGAUGAAGACCUUGCUGGAGUCGCUACCUGGCCAUGGGACAAGGAGGCACUCACACAUCUAGGUGGCAUAGUUCUGAAUCCAUCUUUCUACGGUACAUUUGGCCACACUCAUACCAUGAUCCACGAGAUUGGUCACAGUCUGGGACUGUACCAUGUGUUUAGGGGCAUCUCGGAGAUCGAAUCCUGCAACGAUGCAUGUUUAGAGACCGAGCCUUCGCUGGAAACUGGAGAUCUGUGUGCCGACACCAAUCCCACACCGAAAUACAAGUACUGCAGAGACCCUGAGCCUGGCAACGAAACAUGUGGCAACCGCAAUUUUGUUCACACACCCUUCAAUAAUUACAUGAGUUAUGCAGAUGACGACUGCACUGAUUCCUUUACACUUAACCAGGUAGCUCGCAUGCACUGCUACUUGGACCUCAUCUACCAGACCUGGCAACCCGACUACCGGCCCCCUCCAGUCCCCAUGUCACCCCAAGUGGUAGAACAGGGAAAAGACUCCAUUACUGUGGAGUGGUUUCCACCCAUCUCUGGCCACUUCUAUGACAGAGAAGUGGGAUCAGUAUGUGAUAAAUGUGCAGAAAGUCACGUCCUCCUGCAGUACGCCUCGAAUUCUUCAUCCCCGCGUCCCUGCUCCCCGUCUGGCCACUGGAGCCCCAGAGAAGCAGAGGGACCACCAGAUGUGGAGCAGGCAUGCGAGCCCAGCGUCCGCACGUGGAGUCCGAAUAAUGGCAUGGAUCUGGGAAUGGUGCCUCCCCCCUGCCCUCUGCAAGGCUGCAUGUUACAGCUGGAGUUUGCAUAUCCUGUGGUCCCUGACUCUCUCACAGUGUGGGUGACUUUCUCCUCCCAGGAGGAAACAGUCCUGCCUGCCAUCCACAAUAUCAUCCUAUUGACUGUCAGUGGCUACAACCUGUCUCUGGGUCCCAGUAAUGUGUUCUGUGACACACCGCUGACCAUCAAGCUGGAUGUGCAUGAGAAGGUGUACGGUGUGCAGUUUUUCACCAUGGAACAACAUUUGGAAAUUGAUGCUACUCUGCUCACAUCUAUACCCAAUUGUCCGCUCUGUCAAGAAUGUGAGCCACUGCACUAUCGGCUUCUGCGGCAGCCACCGUUUGUUCACUCACCCCAGGGUGUCAUGCUAAGAGACUCGAUGCGAAGAUACGUGGACAGGGAUGUUGAGUAUGGUGGGGUUUACACUUACCAGGUCCAAACAAUCUCCAGCCGGAGUGUGAGUGAACCGUCACCUCCAUUAACACACCGCCUUGGAGCGCCAUACUGUGGAGAUGGUCUCAUCCAGAGGUCCCAGGGAGAGGAAUGUGAUGAUAUGAACACUAUGAAUGGAGACGGCUGCUCCGGCCACUGCAAGAAGGAGCCGUAUUUUAACUGUAUUGAUGAGCCCAGCAUGUGCUACUAUUAUGACGGCGACGGCGUCUGUGAAGACUUUGAGCGGGAGACAGGUGUGAAGGAUUGUGGCCUGUACACGCCGAAUGGUUUUCUGGACCAGUGGGCCACCUCAGUGGAAGUGUCCCAUGAAGAGAGGCUGUACUGUCCAGGUGACGUGGCUGCUGGAUAUCCUGCUAUUACUAAGACAUGCCAGUCUAAAGUGUUUGACCUCUCUGAUGGAGUGUCUCAGUAUGCCUGGUUUCCAUGUCGAGAGGCACAGGGUGUUUCCUGGUAUCCCCAGUAUUGGUUAAAGGCGUAUUUCUCACAUCCUAUGGUUGCUGCGGCUGUUAUCAUCCAUUUAGCCGCAGAUGGAACCAGUUACAUUGACCAAGCCCAGUGUAACAUCACAGUCCAACUAAUUGACACUAAAGAGAGCAUCCACAGCCUAGGCGACUGGCGUUUGAGCUGCCGCACCAAUCCUCUGGUCAUCCCAGUGAGUCAUGACUUGAGCAUGGCCUUCUACCACACCAAAGCCAUUCUCCUCAUGUUCCGCUCCGAUCUCGUGGCCAUCUCUGGUAUUGGCUUGCGUUCCUUCCAGUUCUUUGACCCAAUCACCAUCAGCGGCUGUCAGAGCAAUGAAAUAUACAACCCCAUGGGCCAGAGUUGUGUUCAUUACUCCUGUGAAGCCAUUGAUUGCCAAGAGCCGCUGAUCCGGAAUGCAGAGGUGCAGUGCAGCGACAGCGGCUACUUCAACGGAGCACGCUGCACUGUCAACUGCAACAGCGGCUAUGUCCUACAAAUCCACCGGGAUGAUGACAUCAUCAAGAGCCAGACGGACUCAACCGUGACCAUUACCUGUGCUGAUAGGAAAUGGAACAAGCAAGUAUCGUGUGAGCCAGUUGACUGUGGGCUUCCAGAUAAGUACCAUGUGCAUCCUGCCCACUUUGAUUUCCCAGAAGGCACCACCUACGGCAAGAAGAGCACGUUCCAGUGCAAGGAGCCUGCACAGCUCGUGGGCACAAAUAACACUCUGACCUGUAUGGAGGAUGGUCUGUGGUCAUUCCCGGAGGCUUUGUGUGAGCUCCGCUGUCCUGUGCCUCCUCCCGUGCCCAACGCCGUGCUUCAGACCAAACGCUGCAAUGAGACAGGUCUUAAAGUGGGCACCCUCUGCAAAUACAAAUGCAAACCAGGAUACCAUGUGGCCAAAAAGCAAAAGAGGAGAGCCUUCAAGCGUCAGUGCACAGAAGACGGCCGCUGGUUAGAGGGCUCUUGUGAGCCGGUAACUUGUCCACCUCCUCCAUCCGUCUUCUAUGGCAUGUACCAGUGCACAGACGGCUUCAAAUUUGACAGCACCUGCUGGAUCCACUGCAAUGGAGCCAACAACACGUUGAAACAACCACCAUGCAAACAGGGGCUUGGCACCAAUGUCAUCCGCUGCAGAAAGGACGGGAACUGGACUGGAAGCUUCCGCUUAUGCCCUCAGCUGAAGGGUCAAUGCUCUCUACCUCAGAACCUGCAUCCCAGCAUCCGCGUCAACUGCAAGAAGGGCCAUGGCAUAGGAGAGGAGUGUGAGAUGUCAUGCAGGGACAGUAACAACGAUGUGGUAAUUCUGCCUAACAACAUGACGGCCAGCAGCAUUAUGAGACAUCACUGGAUGAACCCUCCCAAAGUCAAGCACAUAGUCUGCACCAUGGGCCUGAAGUGGUACCCUCAUCCGGAAGUCCUGCGCUGCAUAAAAGGAUGUGAGAGGCCCAAGAAGAUUUAUGAAGAUGAAGAUGUAGAGGAACUCUACACUAAACCUUUCAUGGGUGACAAUUACUGUGACGCCAUCAACAACAGAGCCUACUGCAACUAUGAUGGAGGCGAUUGCUGCCAUUCCACUGUCAAGACUAAGAAGGUGAUUCCGUUCCCCAUGUCUUGUGACAUCCGAAGAGAGUGUGCUUGCCGGGACCCCAACGCCUUGGAGAACCGAAAGGGAGAGCACUUGCACUCACUUGGUUAACACGCUCCACCAAGCUGGUGCGCAGACUGGGACAGGAUGAGAUCUUCUUCCCAGAAAUGCUGCUGCUUCACAGUUGUACCUCUCCUCUUAUAGCUGUUCAUCAUUUCCAAGUCCAAGUCUACCUGCUAUCUCUUACACUACGUUUGGAAAAGGAUCCCAAUGUCAAGACCCCACAAAGGACCAAAGCUGGUUUGUGUAUAGGCCGGGACACACCAAGCCAACAUCAAAGAACUAGGGGCGAUGAAAGCCGACGGAAAAGCUGCAAAAAAAGCUGCACUCGAACACACUGCACAGACUACAGCCAACGGCAAACUAACACAUGCAUUCUGCGCAUGCAUGAGAGGAAUUAACUGUCUAUAUCAGCAUCUAUCAAUAGUAUAUAUUCGUCAUUCAAAAGGAGAAACAAAGAUAUACGAGAUAAACACAGAUAUAUGAAACGUAAAUAGAGCAGUGCUUGUUUACCAUUUUGAAUAUCAGUAACAUUGAUAACUUUAACCAUUUUAAGCGGCUCAUGUUGUUAUGAAAACAUUCACGUAUUUGAUUGGGAAAGAUCACGUAACAUUUAAACAGCCUUCUGUCUGUAUCGCUUUCAUUUACGUGCUCGUUUUCAUCACUUUCACUUUAAUUCUUUGGCAAUGACUCAUUCGCUAAACUAAACUGAACAUCCAAUCAGAGCUCUAAACUGAACAUCCAAUCAGAGCUCUCACUCGUGCCGACGGCGCCGACGCUGAUUCAACAUGUUGAAUCGGGCAAACUGCCGCCGACAAGUGGAACACACCAAACAAACUAGCUGACCGUAACUCGCCAUCGACUUGGUGUGUCCUGGCCUUAUGCCAUUUGUAGAUCUUUCACAACCCCUCCAAAAAAUGAAAGCAAGGCAUCUCAAGGGAACCAUACUGAUUUGACCAAAGCUAGAAAAAUAAGAAACACACUCUUGAAAUCGUUUAGGGGACUUGAUUUGUUUUAGUUUGUCUUGGAUGUGAUCUCAGUCAUCCCAGGAAGGUGGUGCAUGGUGUUUCCACCCUCACCCGUGUCCAUAUAGAAGCAGACUGGGUCCCAAAACAAGGACUGUACGGUUGGCUGUAGAGCAAUUGCAUGAUCGUGGGUUGUUUUUAAAGACUAAUAGUGAUUGUUGUUAUGUUCCUGAAAUGAUACAAAUCUAUCAAAUAUAAAUGCGCAAUGGGGAAGAGCUGCAGGUCUCGUCGCACACUAUUUAUGUUCUGUUAUGAAAUAAUUGCAAUUUGAGGUUUAUUUAAAAUGCACACCAGUAGAUUUGGCAUAAAUAUGGUGAGAGAGAAUUGGUUUCUUUAGCAUGGCUGCUGUCGUUGCUGCUACGAUUGCUGCUAAUUAGUCAGACAACAGGAAUAUGCAGGACAUGAUCUAGUGUGCCAUCAGUCUGCCUUAAUACUUACCUCUGAUCAAUAUAACCAUCCGUGACCGAAGACCUCCCAUUAAAGCUCCAGGCCAGUGCUGAAUUGUAGCUCGUCCUGGUCCGAAUGCAAAAUAGACACAAAUUCCUGAAUGUAGAGGCCAUUGUCAUAAACCUUUUAUUGAACUGAAAUGCUUAGUUCACACAAAAUCUGAAGAUUCUAUCAUUUACUCAUUGUUUUGUGUAUAUGAAAUACUUAAAAAAUAAUAAUAAUAAAAAUAAAAAAAUAUGCACCUCAUUUCUAUAAAAUGAUAAAUAAAUAAAACAAAAAACAGUAUUCCAUAAAAGUCUUCUGAAGCCAUACAGGUCUUGCGUGAUGAAGAGAUUGAAAUUAAAGUGAAUAUUCACAGAAAAUCUUUCCAUCUGCUGCAGAUCUCGCAUGUCAUUCUCCACUCUCUGGUUUCAACACACAUGAGAACCAAUGACAUCAAAGCGUGGUGUGACAUCCAAAGGUGCCAUAUUUCAGUCUGACCGCAAGCAUGGAAGGUAUUUGUAAGCUCUGAUGGAGGGGAAAAGUUUCAGCAACUAAAAACAGAUUAACCUUUGGUCUGUUCCUCACACAAACCCAUCAGCUUCAGAAGACUGCAUGAGUACUAUGGACUGCUGCUGUGGUACUUCUGCGGUGCUUUGCAUUAUUAAAUUGACCAUGAUUAUGUAAUAUGAAUGAUGACGACAAAUGGAGACUCUUACGCACUCUUUCUAAUCUCAGUGAAUCUGCUGCCAGUCAAAAACGUUUCAAAGGUAACUUACUGCACAUGUGCCAACUUUGUAACCACUUGUAUAUGUUUUUGCCAAAAAAAAAAGAAGAAAACAAAACAACUUAGCUUCAUGGAAA